AUGGUGACACUGGACAACUUCCCCGCGACACCCCUUGACAAACAAACAAAACAGAGACUUGGAUUUCCCGACAUAUCAUUGGAUGCCGAAGACGAUUCGGAACAAGACGCCCUCAUCAAUCAAGCUCUCAUAAGUGCUGUGCACGCAUUCUCGGCUCGAUGGCUUCCAACCGGAUAUUUCGGUAAGGGCGCUGAAACCAAUCCGCAAGAGUCGAAUGCGAUGAAGGAGUAUUUUGUGGAGAGUAUUUGGUCACGAGCGCAUCAGGAUGUGGCUCGCGUACUUACCAGGCCCAGCUAUCGGUCGAUUCUUGCUCUGUAUCUCUUCGGCACUACGCCGUUCUCGUCCAAAAACAAGGACAAGCGGAUAUCUGAUUAUUGUUUCGAGAGUGCACUCCGCCACUAUGUCCAUCUGAGAGCAAAAGUCUCCAUUGCCACGAGAUUCCCUUUGACAGCGCGCCAACAGCCAUAUGACCCAACGGACAAUGCACCCGCUGAGACCAAGGCCCAAGAAGAAUAUAUCCACUUGCAGGACACGGCCUAUUGGUUUGGAAUCGUAAUCGAUGGUUCUCGGGCGCUGACAAGAUGCCGACCUUCGGUCUUACUCCCUGGAUUUUGCGGCGAGCCGCAAGUGUGGGAACCCGUGAGAAAGCAAUCUGAGGCCUUUGACACAAUUUAUCGACCCAUGCAGUCAUCGAAGGCGAUUUUGACCGAUGAGGCCGUCUUUGCCAUGAUCCAGUACGGAUCCUCAUGCAAGACUCUUUUCUGGAAGGUGGUCUCCCGAGUCCAGGAUUGUCUUGUCUAUCGCUCUAUCGAGCUUCAGCUGGAAACCCUGACGGAGAGUGUAGUGCAAGAGAUGAGCCGCUUCGAACGUGUUUUUGGGCCCUUUCUCGAUAAAUGCGCAAGGGACCACGUUUUCCUGUCGGAAAAGUCGCGCAUCAGCUACCUGAUCCUGAGCCUGCAUUUUCACCUGGGUGUGCUUAUUCUGGUUGACACCUUGGAGGCACAGUCAGGUGUGCAGGUUCCCAGUCAGCACAUUGACAUUGGCGAGUGUAGGCUCUCAUCUACACGCACGGUUGUGAGCAUCAUCAAUAUGAUGUUGCUGCCACCCGAAUCCUACAACAGCGAUGACGGCGCCAAUCUCAUUUUCAAAGACCCAUAUCCGGAGCACACAAGAAACGCGCUGACGAGAGCAGCAUACUCCGUCCUAACUUUGUUCAGAACCAUGUCGGUGUCCAGGCACGCCGCGGAGAUCAUGGCCUCCUCCUUGUUCACCGGCCUCGAGGUCCUGACCCAAGUUUCAUACACCGCAGCCGAAUCCCUCGACGGUCUGCACCGAGCCUAUUCCGAAACCGACUUGGUCGUCAGACACCGACGGGCGGACACCUCAGCCCAUCUGACAGCGCCACUUUCUUCUCCGUGUGGCAACCCGGUUUCUCACGAGAUGUUCGAAGAGGAAACCGUCAGGCAGCUCGACCUUGCAGGGGACGAUCCGUCCUUGGUCAAAAAGACCAUCGAGCGCCAUGAGAAUCACCACCGUCCUGCUUCCGACGACUUUGCCUGGUUUGAUCUGUCCGAGAUCGAUUUUACUUCCACUAUGCAAGAUUGGGCAUUUGAGGUAUGUGAAGGGUUCCCAUAG
Cladophialophora bantiana CBS 173.52 is the source of this 1635-nucleotide messenger RNA. RefSeq lists its product as uncharacterized. The record is from RefSeq and is a predicted model, not a curated record. The transcript is spliced from 2 exons. The coding region runs from base 1 to 1635 and encodes 544 amino acids. Lineage: Eukaryota; Fungi; Ascomycota; Eurotiomycetes; Chaetothyriales; Herpotrichiellaceae.